UUGGCAACAAGUAGCAGCAUGAUGAGUUAGAUGACGAAACUUUUUGUCGUCCUUUUCUCUUCUUCUCAUUCUCUCUCUCUAUGUGUGUGUGACAGGGUUUGCAAUAUCCGCUCGCAUGUCAAGGUCAUGAUCGUGGUAUAAGAGGCCAGGGGCAAAAGCAAGCAGCACCGGGUAGGAAGAUACUAGGAAACUUAGUCGCCAGCUCACCUCAAACGUAUGAAUGCCAAGAGCUCUCUGGCUUAAUAUGUUACCCUGUGGCGGCGGCCGUGGGAGUGAACUGAGCGCGCGUGUAAGUCCCGGUAUGUACUCCGUACAGCGAUUAAGCUACGGCCAGUCUGGUAAACACUGCGGGCUCACUCUCGUGUCGUCUUCCUAGGCGUGGCUGUAUCCUGUCUAUCCUAGUCCUGGUCAGCAACAGCCAAUUAUUGGUGUCCUAGUGCUACUUCAUUGGGGAAACAAGAGCCACUCAGUCGGGCUUUGAUGGCGGGUCACCGGCAGCGGUGGGCCCUGGCCGCAGCAGCUCAGCAGCACUGGCGCCCUACCAGAGCGUGCAGAGCAAGGCUCUGAGAAAGGGAUCAGCAACCAAAGAUCCACUGAGAUCAAAGUCGAGGGAGACGCCCCCCGGCUUAGGCUAAGCUUAGCGCCCAAAUGCCACCUGAAGACCGACGCAGCGGGCGACCUGCUCAAGGGUCCAAAGAAGUUCAAGCGCCUCAGCCCGGCAGGGGAGACCCUGAUG
Molecule: messenger RNA, 736 nt
Organism: Trichoderma asperellum CBS 433.97
Lineage: Eukaryota; Fungi; Ascomycota; Sordariomycetes; Hypocreales; Hypocreaceae
Source: RefSeq, a predicted model, not a curated record